Molecule: messenger RNA, 600 nt
Organism: Spodoptera exigua (beet armyworm)
Lineage: Eukaryota; Metazoa; Arthropoda; Insecta; Lepidoptera; Noctuidae
Source: the annotation of a GenBank genome assembly
AUGAUUGGAAACGAGGCGCCGGUUUCAGUGUCGGCGGCGGUGCUGGCGCUGGUGGUGGCGGUGAAGGUGGUGCUGGAGCGGGUGGUCAAAUGGGAUUUAGUGCUGGCGCAGGCGCAGGGGGCGGCGCUGGUGGCGGCAAGUAAAGCUCGACUCUUACUGAAUAAAAACCCCCCGUUCCUUCUCCUGCUUCAGGCCGAGGCCGCGGAUGACCCGCAACCCCGGCGGCAGAUAGAGUACUAUGGUUUGAAUUUCAAUAGAAGUUUGAAGAUCGAUUUAGCAUGCAGCAGGGAUUUGGAAGCGGUGGCGCUGGGGCUGGCGGUGGUGCUAAUGCAGGUUUCGGUUUUGGAUUUGGUGCUAACGCUGGUGCAGGAGGUGCCGGAGGUGGAUGGAAUGGCGGUGCUGGUGGCGAGCAAGGCAACCACAGUCCAGCAAUCUGUGUCUGGACAAGUUGGUGCCAAUGGCAGUCAAGAGGCAUCGGGUGGCAUUUCGGGUUCAGGUAGCGGCAGCCUCGGUCCUUUAAAAGUAUCUGCAAACGCAGGGGUAAACGGAAGCGAGAGCACUAGUGGCAACGGAAGUGUCAGCGGCAGUCUUGGCAAAUAA